Molecule: messenger RNA, 1260 nt
Organism: Capronia epimyces CBS 606.96
Lineage: Eukaryota; Fungi; Ascomycota; Eurotiomycetes; Chaetothyriales; Herpotrichiellaceae
Exons: 4
Coding region: 1-1260 (419 amino acids)
Biological process (GO): attachment of spindle microtubules to kinetochore
Cellular component (GO): DASH complex; mitotic spindle pole body; mitotic spindle
Source: RefSeq, a predicted model, not a curated record
AUGUCUCGACCCAGCUCCACGGCUCAGCCAAGGGCCCUCACCUUGACUGAAGAGCUGGAGAAGCUGGAACAGUCUAUUACCUUGACCCUCCAAGAAAUUGACCAUAAUUUUAGCCGCGCCCAUCGAAUAGUCACCUCGAGUAUUCUACCCAUUGUCGAACAGUAUGCCGCGCAUUCGAAGGAUGUGUGGGAAGGAUCUAGGUUCUGGAAACAAUUCUUCGAGUCUAGCGCCAAUGUCUCUCUGUCGGGCUAUGAGGAACCGUCUUCACAAUGUGAGGCCGCAGACGUCACGGGUACCGAUGAAUCUAGUGCCACGCAUACAACUCUAGAAACAUCCCAGUCUUAUGAGACACCCUCUGCCCAGCAUAUUUCCACAGAUUCUAUUCAAGACCUUGAUCUAUCCAACCUCACGGUCUCGCCCUCCCACAGCACACCGCGGCCCGCAGCGAAGCAGAAGGCUGAGCGAACAAAUUUUGCCGACUAUCCGUCCCCCUACGAAGCUCUACGGCAGGAGGUGAACAACACAACAGUAGAGGCGACCUCAAUGACCCUGGCAACGUUGCCGGAAACGCCUGGACGGCCUGUAUUCGCUGUGGACGCCUUUGCAGCUACGCCAGGGUCAUCCCCAUUUUUACCUCCGCAAGGCACAUCCAUCUCUCGCCCAUCCACAGUCCGCAAGAAGACGGACCCUCUUCUUCAUAGAGUGCUUGAUAAGAAUUACCGAGUGCAGGCUACGCCAUUGACUACAAAUCGGUAUGCGAGUGUCGAGUCCAGGACAAUCGCGACUCCAUCCACGGCGAAACGUACGUUUCUGCCUGCUCUUGAUCAAACCUUAUCAUCGAGCCCUGAAGUGGCCCCACCCGAGCUUGAUCCCGAGAUAUUCUCAUCACCUGAGCGCAAGGCGCGUAUACCAGGGAUUAGUGUCCUCACGCCAGCUCGUCAAAAGACCGAAACGAAAAAGGCACCUACACGCACGCCUGGUAUUUGGGAUAGCGAUGAGGAUGACCUGGAUGACGAUCUGCCAUUGGGAAGUCCGCCCAAGACAAUGCAAUUCCAUGUUCCACAGCAUCGGUUGCUUAGGACUCCAGCUAAAGAAGCUUCAAAACGCAUCGUGCAAGACAUCCUGACAACCGCUGGGAUGGACUUUGAUGAUGAGGAGAUAGAUUUCAGCAGGGAGCUAGAAACUCAGGAGUUUGAGGCCGAUGCCACAAGUCCAAGUGUUGUGCGAAGAGCUGUGAACCUUGAAGACGAGACUUUCUAG